This is a messenger RNA of Colletotrichum scovillei, 4170 nucleotides long. RefSeq names its product methyltransferase domain-containing protein. Lineage: Eukaryota; Fungi; Ascomycota; Sordariomycetes; Glomerellales; Glomerellaceae. The coding region runs from base 2299 to 3231 and encodes 310 amino acids. The transcript is spliced from 6 exons. The record is from RefSeq and is a predicted model, not a curated record. Gene Ontology annotation, molecular function: methyltransferase activity.
CACCUUUCCUCGUCGUCAGGUCCCCUAGUCAGGAGCUCCUUGCUUGCUCCAGCGGUUCUGCCCUCUAUACAACUACAGAGAAGAGCGAGCAUCCCUACCUCCCUUGUCUUUCUGCUGGAUUACAUCUUCUCUUUCUUUUACUCCAUACAUCCCAUCCCAUCAGAUCGCUGCUGCUGCUCCCGCUCCCGCCCGUCGCCAAAACGAACCCGACCUGACCCAACCUGCCCAACGGAGACUUGAAGCUCGUCUCGCCCGUGUCGACUUGCAUCACAUCUCGUCACCCUGCAGCGUCCUCGCCCACGACCACAACCAGAACCACACUUCGAAACCUCAGCCCUCGGCCUUUGAUCUGGGCCUUGACCGCGAAUCUUGGCCAAUUUUACCGCCCUAUUAUCAGUGUCCUUGCAUCUCAAGUCGGCUGGACAGCUUCAGCUAUCGCCUCGAUCUCUUCUCAUUUUGGCUAGGUUUAUUACGUCCUUUACCUUAUAAUUUCCAAGUCGGCCCAUCUCAUCGCCAAGAUAUCGACGCAGAAAGUCGAGGUCGCUCUGAAACUCCAACCCCAACCCAGCCCGACCCAACCAACGGCUUCUCGCCUUCUGCGACGCCUCUCGUCGUUUCGCAACCUAUCGAUUUCCUGGCCAAUCUGCACACGACGAGAAAGACGCCGAGUACCGCAGCACUGGACCGGGUCUGCACAACCUCUCCAACUCGUUGUGCGACAUCAAUUGACUCGCUCGACGUUCUAAGCGGUCGUGGAAGAAACCUCGCUCUCCGUCCCAAACAAAAUGUACGUCAAUCGCUGUCUGCUUUCCUUUCGUCGUCACACCUGUUCUCUGGACCAACCCGACCACAUGUCACCUGUUCAAUUUGCCUGCCUGCCUCUGGAUAACCGCCGCGAUGAGGGAUGCCUUAUUUGUAUCCACGUUACGAACUUCAAUGACAUUUUGGUCCUUGAAGAAUGCUUCUGCCUCAUUCCCUAUCUAGCCCUCCCCUUCCGCAGCAUAUCAAGAAGAAACCUAGGAUUGGUUACGUGGACAAGAUGAGCCUACCUCUCCACAAACAGACACAGUUGCACACAUGCAUUCUGCACAAUUCCCUUACACCCCCAGCUUCGAGCAGGCUGAUGCUGCGACCGUUUACAUGCAGGUACAUGUACCGGUACGCUGUCAAGGCCCAGCAUUCGGCCCUCUCCUCUGCCCUAACCUGCUGCACCUCGACCCAUGUCAUUUUCACCAUCCAUACCGCUACGGAGGGCAACAGCUGUUCCGCAGCUCUUCCUGUCUCUCCCACUCUCUUUUUGGUCGCAUCUUCUCCAGUCGUAGUGUUGGCUGGGCAUUAAGUUGGAGUGUCGCGCCAGCAAGGUUAUUAUUGUACACCGAAGGGACCAUAAUCACCCAAAUGCAGAAGGAUGCGUUCGAUCCGAUGUAGGCGCGCGCUCGCGGGUAUGUGUUGGUCGACGCAAGUGCAAGUGCAAGCGUGGCCUGGUCGAAGAGAGUGUCUCAUGUGCAUUAUUGUUGUGGUGAACAACGCCAUGUGUGUGAUGGCGUCGGUCUUGAGUAAGAGAGGCGCCUGGCUACCUACGUUCCGACGCAAUUCUCUUGGAAAUACAAGAAGCUGGUAGGAGUCGCCCAGCUCAGACGCAGGAAGAAGACUCUGGCUUGAUCAAUGCCUCCUUCAUUGCCUUUACCCCCUUUUCCGACUGGCGUCUGUUACAUUUGGCCGUCUGUCGUUUCCCUCGUUCCCGGUACCAACCCUCAUGACAUGAGACGGGGCUGCUGCUCAGGUCACAUUUCUCCAUAAAAGGCAGUCGUACUGACUGUGUGAUUCCCUGGAUGCCAUCAGUGUGUGCUCCCAUCGACUUGCAGCCGCCUGCACUGCGACCAUCAUUUCGUUUCGUUUCCCAUUCAAGACUUACUACUGCACGCACACUUUAAAUUGCCCGCUGCUCGAUUCCACUUCUCCAGGUCCAAUCCCCUUUUCAUGUUUCAAAGUCACCAGCUUCACUUCACACCUUGCCUAUCAGCCCAUGAUCCAUCUCUUAUUCCUGCGGACGCGAACUUCAUCGUAAAUUUACUAACUUGCAAAAGCCAACACCGUCACUGUACCGCGACGAGACGAAACGCCGGCAGUGUUGCAAGAAGCUCAGACAUAGCAGCACUCUCUUAGUUUUUGGACGUUGGUGAUAGGUCGACCUGCUGCUUUUACGCGCAUCGCCCGUCAUCUGUUGAUGCAAGUCCCGGAGACAGACUAGAAAUCAACCACAGUCGGCAAAUAAUUUCGAUCCAGGUUGCCUUUCGCAUGGUAACAAUGUCACAAAACGGUGGGACUGUUGGUACUGAGUACCCUGACUACACUGAGCAUGGCCGCCAGUAUGGCUCAUUCGGACGCGGGCGGUAUCUUUUUCCUGUCGACGAGCUUGAGAAAGACAGGCUAGACAUCUUCCACCAUCUGAUAACCAAGGCAAGAGGGGGCCUUUGGGAAGUGCCUCUGCCCGCCAAACCCCAUGUCCUUGACCUCGGGACGGGCACUGGCAUUUGGGCGAUCGACGUGGGCGAUAAGCUAUAUGUAAACGAAGAUCAAAAGGCUCAGGUCUUGGGGCUCGAUCUUUCUCUCAUCCAGCCCAAGCUGAUCCCUACAUGUGUAAGGUUCGAGCGAGCCGACGUGGAGGCGCCACUACCAGCCCCGGAACAAACCUUUGAUCUGGUUCAUAUCCAGAUGCUGCUUGGUUCCAUAAGAGAUUGGCCAGACCUGUACAGGAAGUCAUUCAGGCACAUCAAGCCCGGAGGUUACAUUGAGCAGGUGGAAAUCGAAUGGAUUCCUCGCAGCGACGACAACACUCUCGCGCCUGAAUCGCCUCUCGUCUUUUGGGGUGAGAACUUUCCGCGUGUGAUGCACAGGUACGGGCAACCUAUCGAUAUAAUCGACACGAAAAAGGAGCUCCAUGCUGCAGGGUUUACAGACAUCACCGAGAAGAUGAUUAGACUACCAACGAACCCGUGGAGCCAGAACCCGAUGGAAGAAGAGCUGGGUAGAUGGUUCAAUCUCGGCCUUACGCAUUGCUUGGAAGGCCUCACGCUUGCGCCCUUUAUUCGGGUGGAAGGCUGGCCGAGACAGGAUGUGGACAGACUGGUCGACGAUCUCAAGAAGGAAAUCUGUCGACUCAAUGUUCAUGCUUACUGCAGAAUGUUUGUUUGGACGGCAAGGAGACCAAUUCCAAGGCAAACCCAAUGAUUCAAGAGUGGUCACUCAGACUACCGAGGGUUACGUCACGUCUCACAGGAUGGGGGCAGACUGCUGGCGAGUUUCCUGCCGUCACCCUCCCGUCGCAUACUCAUGUUUAGCACGGGACGAGGCAAGCUAGUAACAUUCGAUACCGCAUCGCCAAAGCAAGACACCUCAAGCGGAACGUCGGAGUGAUUUGUCUUCUGUACCAUCACUCUUCGUCUACUUGAAUGUCAGACGUGCGACUUAGUCGCUCUGGUGCCGUCCUGCCAACAAGCAAGCGUACUUUGCUGCUACCUAUGCGACGUUUUGUCGAAUAACUUGUCCAUUAAACUUAUCUACUGUACGUCGUGGGAGUACCGAAAGUUCGCUUCGUUUUCUUCUCCCUUACCAAGAUACGCCUUCACUUCUCGGUCUGGCCAAGCGCAGAUCAAGCCUGGCAAGAUCGGGAGCUCCAGACUACCAAUUAUCCCAAAUCGUCUCACGGGCUUCAUCGUUUUGCUCUCCUCGAAGCUUGGGACGCCCCUGCAGAGUACCGCCUACCACUCGAUUCGGCAAACUCUUCUGCUUUGUUCUGGCCAAGCGUAUAUGGACACGAUGAGGAAUGCAUCAAAACAUGCAAUCAAGUUCUGCUUUUCUCUUUACGCUGUCUUGGUAUCCUCGGACGUUCUCUGCCAUGUUGUCUCCUUUUAUUUUUCUUAUGUUUCGCAGGCUCGGCAGUCACAGAUCGAGUUCGAUGCUCCGCGAAGCGGCCCCUUAUUUUUUUGUCUUGGCCUUUCCCAGCAUACGCUCUAUCUCUGAGCUACAAUGUCAAAUCCAAGGUAGCACACGAGCGCAAACAACAUUGUUGCCAAUCAGCACAUAGUCAUAGUCGCUACGCCUCUCUUGUUACUACAUCAUAUUCUUUUUUGUGUACGGAUUCAUCGGCGGGGAAGAAAAUGGGCCGGG